AAGAGUCAUUGUAGAAUGUUGAUGAAAAACACUACAUAUUACCACGGAUGGUUGAUCGUCACGAGUUGUAUCCGUGCCAAGCGGAAUGAAGGUUUGGAUACGAAGUUAUCCAGUUCGGAUAUGUUCUUAAUUCGACGAAAGAUGUUUCGUGGAAUCAUCAAGUACGUAGCUUUCUUUGGAGUACUCGUUGGAAUAGCAAUCAUAACAAGAGUUUUGGAACAAGUUGUUGAAAAAGCCAGUCCUAAAGCUCCUAAAACCAACGAGAACGAUGACCAACUGGUGAGGAGAGAUCUAACAAACACAGAUUCACCAUCUUCGCCUCUUAAAAAUACAGCUCAAGCAAAAUUAGAAAUAACUGUCGAGCAGCCUAAAACCGGAGAAAAGAAAAUUGUUAAGAAAUUAUCCCUGAAGACAAUCGUUUACGCCGUAACACCAACGUAUGCACGUUUCCUUCAAAAAGCUGAACUGACUCGCCUGUCACAAACUUUAAAACACGUCAAAGAUUUUCACUGGAUAGUUGUAGAGGACUCAUAUCAAAAGACACCCCUCGUCACAAGAUUUUUAGCUAAUUCUGGUCUUAAUUACACUCAUCUAAAUAUACGAACCCCGGUAGAGUUGCGCCCAUUAAAAAAUAAACCACGAUGGACUAAGGCCAGAGGAGUAGAACAAAGGAACAUAGCAAUUAAAUGGUUACGUGAUAACAUAAACAUCAAUAAAACUAACGGUGUGGUCUACUUCGCUGAUGAUGAUAACACUUACGACAUCAGGCUAUUUGAGGAGAUGCGUGAUAUCAAGAAAAUUGGGGUAUGGCCUGUAGCAUUCACUGGUGCCGCGAGAUACGCAGGUCCCCUCUGCAAAGACGGCCGUGUCGUCGGUUUUUACACAAACUGGCGACCAAGUAGAACGUUUCCACUUGACAUGGCAGCUUUUGCCAUAAACGUAAAAAGGCUCAUUGUGGAUAAACCAAAAGCUCACUUUGAUGCUGAUGCUAAACCGGGAGACCUGGAGAACUCUUUCCUGGAACAGGUUGGAACAAGGGAGGAUUUGGAGGCUAGAGCGUCGAAUUGUUCAAAGGUUUAUGUGUGGCACACUAGAACGGAAACACCAAUCAAGAAUAUAAAUGGCGAAAAACUGCUCAUCUCCAAAGGAAAGCCUUCUAACCCAGAGGUGGAAACAUAGCAGAGCUGCAUCCAGUUAUCAAAUUAUUGAAGUAAUUAAUGAAACUAAAUUUGACGAGGAGAUUUUCAAAUCUCCGAUUCAAACGUGCAGCGUCAAUGUCAUGCGCCAAGUGCCUUGGUCAUGCAAACAGCCAAAAUGAGAGAUGGAAAAAAAGGACACGGGUGACGGUAAUUUUUCCUCUCUGUUUUGAUCGGUACGUGUUAGGGCGAAAAAAAAGAUCCAAAAUAUGGCGAAACAGAAGUUAUUCAUACUGAAAAGAUCAGAAUACGUAUGUGAUGUCGUUGUCCACAAAGUAGCUUGUCGGUUCCAACAUUUGGAAUCGUAAAUACCAAAACACUUAGAGAUUAUCUUCAUAUUUCAAAUUCUUCAAAUUUAUAGUUGUGUACCUUGCCUUUACUGCAAUCUCAAGAAAAGAUUUGCAGACAAGUGCUAAGUAUUUUUUCUCUCUGUUCUAAAACAUAACAACUGAGACGGUCGCAGAAUGGCAAGUCACGAAAGAGUCAGCACUGAACCACAUUUGAUGGUAGAAAACUCGUAUUUAAUGCUCCACAUAAUAUUAUGUGAACGCAUUAUUUACUCUCAUAUCUUAGACACUUAAGGUAAAGCAUGUUCCAGAAGCCACAAAAAUUUUAAUCUCCGCCCUUUAAAAGCAAAACCGAUCCAAAAGUCUCUAAAUCAGCCCAGAAACUCACAUUAAGUAAAAGAAAACAAAUACAGAAGCGACGUAACACUGUUUUAUUUAUAGCCAAUACAAUUUUUUAGAUUAAAAAUGCGAUUUUUUAUUCCUGUACAAAUCCUUACAUUUGGCCCGUUUCAAAACAUAAAAAUGUUUGCAUAUUUACGGAGUCUCAUUAUGCAAGCUUGAGCUACCUGUGCAAUGAACAGAGUGACAGUUGUUUGUGACCUGAGCGUUGUGGUUUUGCGUAGGCAGACAAAUAUUUAGUUACUUUCAAAGUUGAAUUUUUUUUUUUUUUUGCGCAUUUAAACUGUUAGGAUAUCAUUUGAAACAUUAACACGCUGUAAGAAGUAAAUUGUAACAUACACUUUGUAAUGGCGGAGAUUUUAAUCAUAUGGUUUGGGGAGCAUACUUCUUCUCAAAGGCCUUUUCAGAAUUUCUCCUGUUUCCAAGACAUGUCAUUUUCACUGCUCGCGGUGAAAUCAUUAUUUAUAUAUUUCGGAUGAAAAAUGAUUUCUUCAUGAUAGCCGGGUACAUCAACACGGCCUAUGUGUUUUUAUGAAGAUUCUUUAACCUAACGAUGUCAUUAUCGUUUAGAUUUUCUUUUUUAUGAUAGAGAAUAAUUCUUUUAGAGAGAAGUAGACUAUUUUUUGUUUAAAGUUUUAAAAAAAGAAACCUUUCUGUGAGCUUCAGGUGCUUUAAGAUUGUCUUUUAUACGAUAUCAAAUACUUCUUUGUUAAUAUCUGUAAUUUAGAUGGACCAUAACUUGUCGAUGAAGAUGCGAGUCUGUCUCAUCGUGUUUAUCAUCUUCGUUCAUUAAAGAUAGCAUCAAGACAGCAAA
This is a messenger RNA of Pocillopora damicornis (cauliflower coral), 2696 nucleotides long. Its product is annotated as galactosylgalactosylxylosylprotein 3-beta-glucuronosyltransferase 3. The record is from RefSeq and is a predicted model, not a curated record. Gene Ontology annotation, cellular component: Golgi membrane. Gene Ontology annotation, molecular function: galactosylgalactosylxylosylprotein 3-beta-glucuronosyltransferase activity. Gene Ontology annotation, biological process: carbohydrate metabolic process; chondroitin sulfate proteoglycan biosynthetic process. Lineage: Eukaryota; Metazoa; Cnidaria; Anthozoa; Scleractinia; Pocilloporidae.